Impatiens glandulifera is the source of this 2895-nucleotide messenger RNA. RefSeq names its product putative disease resistance protein At5g05400. The transcript is spliced from 3 exons. Gene Ontology annotation, molecular function: ADP binding. The record is from RefSeq and is a predicted model, not a curated record. NCBI's taxonomy places the organism in Eukaryota, Viridiplantae, Streptophyta, Magnoliopsida, Ericales, Balsaminaceae. The coding region runs from base 1 to 2895 and encodes 964 amino acids.
AUGGGAGAAACUGUUGCUUUGUGUGUAGGAGGAAAGAUCGGAGAGUUGCUGAUUAAGCCAAUUCAACGAGAACUUGGUUAUUUCUUCAGCUUCAACAGUAACAUUCAAGAACUCGAAACUCGACUAGACGAACUAAAAGCAACCAGAAACGAUAUACAAAGAAUGGAAGAUGCAGAAAAGAAGAUGGGAAAAACUCUGGGUGAUCGAGCCCAGUUGUGGAUUGAGAAGGCAGAUGGAAAAAUUGUAGAAGCAGAGAGUGUUCUCAAUGAAAAGGCCCAGCUUCAAAAAGGGUGUUUCUCCAUCAAAUGGUGCCCUAAUCUAAUUUUGCGUUUUUCUUUGGGAAGGAAGGGGAAGAAAUCAUCUUUGGUUCUCAUCGAGCUUCUUCAAUCCGGUGGUCAGUUGCCGCAUAAAGGUCAUGCCUUACCUAUGCCGUCCAUAAAUAUGCGUGACUACAAUGGGGAUGCAUAUGAGUUCGAGAGUCGAAGUCAUAUUAUGGAAAAAAUCAUUGAGAUGUUACGGGAUGAAGAGACAAUGUUAAUAGGGAUAUGCGGGAUGGGAGGCACUGGAAAAACCACAUUCGCUAAGCAAAUCCUCCAAAAGGUAAAAGACUUCCAUAAACAUUUAUAUGACAUUCAAGUUAUUUCGAUUGUCUCUAGUAGUCCCAAUUUCAAUGCUAUCCAACAAGAAGUCGCAGAGAUGUUAGGAACUUCGCUUAAGGACGUAGAUAGUGUGAUCGUAAGAGCAGAACGUUUACGAAACACUUUUAAUAACAAGAAAGUUGUUGUCUUGUUGGAUGAUGUUUGGGAAGAGUUUGAUUUAAACGCUUUUGGUUUUCCAAUAACAAAAUCAGAUGCUGUUGGGUGUUGCUGUAAAAUUAUUUACACAUCUAGAAUUCAAAGUUUAUGGUCAGCUGAACGGAUCAUCACCAAACAAGAAUUCUCUCUUGACGUAUUGUCAAGUGAAGAAGCUUGGAAUUUUUUUACCAUAAAAGUUGAUUUACAGGUUGUUGAUAUUGAUUUUCAUUGGAAGAUUAAAAUAGCUAAAGAAAUUGUAAAAGAAUGUGGACGAUUGCCCCUCGCGCUUGGGGUUGUAGGUGGAGCUCUUAUAGGAAAAGACAAGCACGAGUGGAAGAAUAUGCUACUUCAAUUGAGGAAUCAUGGUCUAGAUCAACAUACAGACAAGAUAAAUAAGCAUUUCAAAGGUAUAAAUAACCUUCAACGGAUAAGAGUUCAUGUCUACACAUUAGUGGACAACCUAAUAAGGAGAAAUUUGCUAAUAAAGUUUGAAGAACGAUACCCAGGAGAACUUCAUGCGGUGAAAAUGCACGAUUUGAUAAGAGAUGUUGGAAUUUCAAUUGCAGAACAAGAAAAGAAGGGUAUUCAUUUUCUAAAGUGCGAUGGUGUGAACCAACUAGAGAAUGAAGUUACUCCACACACUAAGAUGAUAUCUAUAUUGUUUCAGAAUAAUAAUCUAGAAGUACUUGAUUCUAUGGGAUUUCGAGGCUCAAAAUUGGAAAUACUACGGUUGGAUAAUUCAUAUUAUUACUAUCCAAAUAUUAAAGUAUCAAGAAAUUAUUUAUUUCAAGGAGCAAAUAAUCUCAAAGUUCUUGAUAUAAACGGAUUUCACAGCGUGAUUAGUGAGUUUCCAUAUUCUUCUUCUUUAGCCAAGUUGAAGAUGUUAUCCUUAGAUGGAUUGAGUUUGGAUAUGGCAACCAAUGUAUCUUCCAUUAGAUAUAUUAAGUGUUUGGAAGUCCUUAGCCUUCGAAGUUCAAGUAUAAAAGUUUUGCCAAAUGAAAUAAGUGAGUUAACAAACUUAAAAUUGUUGGAUUUGACUAGGUGCAAAUGUUUCAUAAUCAAUGGUGUUCUUUCUAAGCUUACUAAUCUACAAGAAUUGUACAUGUGGAAGAGUUUUAAAGAUUGGAAACUACAAAAUGAAGACGUUAAUGAUGGAGACAAUCAUGCAGCAGGACUUGAUGAGUUAAAUUGUUUACAUAAAUUAUGGAGAUUGGAAUUGAAGGUACCCAACAUUGAACAAGUGCCGAGAGGUGUUAGGCUAUUUUCUUCUUCAACAUUGUUAGAACAAUUCAAGAUAAGAAUAGGAGGAGCAAGAGAAUAUAGUGAAUAUGAAAGUGAGGAAAGACGACUAUGGUUGGAGAAUGUUAGAAACAAUACUAGUUUCAUACAUGAACUUGGGGUCUUAAUAGAAAAGGACAUUACUCAUUUAUAUUUAUGUGUUGAUUCUUUCAUGUGGGAGAAGACGCAUAUAAACAAAUUCCUAUCCUUGAAGGAUAUUGUGCUUAAACAAUGUGGAUCCCUUUUUCCACAGUCACCGUCAUCGGUGCAGACUUCAGAACUUGGUCGUUGUUUGCGGCGUAUCGAACUAUAUAAAUGCAAUCAAAUGAGACACUUAUGUUCUACGUCAAUAUCAAAGAAUCUCACAAAUCUCAAAGUUCUCGUUCUCGAAGAAUGUGAAAUGAUGGAAGAAGUUGUUAGUUUUCAGGAUGACAAAGAACAACUCAAUAAAAUUGAGUUCAAUGUUUUGGAAACACUUAAGCUUUGUGAUUUGUCUAGGCUGGAAUGCUUUUGCAAAGUAAUCAAUGUGAUUCAUUUUCAUAAACUAAAAACAUUGGAGCUAAAAGAUUUGAAGAAAUUUAUCUUUCCAACCAAGUUGGAAAUACCUUACUUGGAGGAGCUGAGUAUGACAUCUAUUCUAAAUAUUGAAACUUUGUGCUUGCCACCAUCACUGCAAAAGUUGAAUAUUGAUAGGUGUGACAACUUUCAAUAUAUUGACUUCUCUAAUAGCAUGGUGUCUAAUAGCAUGGUGAUGAAGGUUAUUUCUAAUCUUAGAAAUUUAACCAUUCGAAAAUGUAAAAUGUUGAACGGAGUAGUAGAGUAA